Messenger RNA from Nannochloropsis gaditana CCMP526, 2133 nucleotides. Its product is annotated as carbon catabolite repressor protein 4-like 4. The coding region runs from base 28 to 2133 and encodes 701 amino acids. The record is from RefSeq and is a predicted model, not a curated record. The transcript is spliced from 3 exons. Gene Ontology annotation, molecular function: 3'-5'-RNA exonuclease activity.
ACAGCAAUAACAACAAGUGCGCUCAGCAUGUUACCCAUGCCUUUGAUGUCAUCGGCGGCCAAAAGCUUGUCUUUUACCCUCCAGGUUUCCCAAUACAACAUCCUUGCCGCCAACUUGGCCAACAAUCUUCGGAAGUACCUGCGCUUGUUCGAUCACGAGCCCACCAAUCCAUACCGCAUCGACGUCUUGACUCAUGCGGAUGCAGCGAAGGAUGUGCAUACGGAAGGUCCAGCAGUUGCGCUCAAGUGCCUGUUGGAGACGGCUACGUUCGAUUUUUUUCAUCGCAACAUCAACAAUAAUACUCAGGGGAACACAUAUUUGGCCCAUUAUCUUUUUGAUCGGAAGAAUCCGGACUUUCAAGUCGUGGAGCACGCUUUGCUUUUUCCGCUGGGGUACAGUCUUUCUCUGGACGAUUGGAAAGAAGCCGAAGGCCUCAGGAAAGACAUAGACGAGACCCUGGCAGGCUCGGUGGACCGCGCCGCGGCGAUCGACCGUUUUAAUGUGUGGUUACGUCGGGUCCUCGUACUACGCCGGCGGCAUAGUCACCACAAGGGGGUUCUGGAGCAUUUCGAACUGUCGGACGGCCGGAUCGAGGAGGAGUUUCGGGAAGUGGCUCUGGAAAUGGCGACAUUUAUGAGCCUGAGCGCGGCAGACAUGGACCGGAUCUCACGUUUUCAGCAUAGAAUGGAGUGGAAUCUCCGGGGUCCGGCCAUCAUGGAGGUGAUCGAGGGGCUGCAGGCGGACGUGCUGGGCUUAGAGGAAGUAGACAAAGUGGAGGACGUGAGGGAGCACCUGGAAGCACGAGGCCUGCGGAUGGCCGUGUACAAACAUCGGCAUGCACGGGCAACGGGGGACGGCUGUGCUAUAUUCUACAAUCCCCGUGUUUUGCGCCUGUGCCGGCUCGGAGGCGUUCCUCAGGAGGAGGAGGAGGCGAUUCACGGCGGGGCGCUCGGGGAGAUGGAUGGAAAGGGGCCAAGGGCCGUGGCAGUCGUGCGUUACAGUGCAGAAGCGUACAUGCAGCAGCAGCCAACCGCCAAUGGCAUCCCUGAUUGCCCGACGGCCCGUACGCGUGGGGAGGUCGACGCAGAUGCCUUACCCCUCUUCCGCUCCACAUUAAAGAUGCAGGGGAGGAUCGUGGCGGGCGAGACGAGCGACAAUGGGGAGGGAGGGGCAGAUGAGGCAAGCAUGUUGAAGGGGCAGGGUGGGGAGGAGGGAGUUUCGGAGGAUUUCGUGGAUUCCUGGACCUUCACGGCACCAGAAGGGUUGACCAGAUGCGAGGGAAAGUCGUGGGACGAUUGGGUGGCUGUGGUCGCCUUAUUGGAGCACCGCGCGACGGGGCAACGACUCUUGACCGUGUGCUCGCAGUUGGCCCACUCUCCGGAACUGCGGGCGGCGCCAGGGGUGCGGGCAGUCCAGGUCCGGGAAUUAGAGCGGGCAUUGCGAGAAAUUCGAAAGGUCUGGGGUCUGGUAGAGACGGAGGGAGGGGAAAAGGGGACGGUGGAAAGGCAGGAGCAAAGGAAUCGGGCGUGGGGGCAGGUCCCCACCUUGAUCAUGAUGGACGGAAACGAAGCCCCAUUCUUAGGCCCGGAAGAGCCUUCUUUGGCAAACGAGGGAAGAACUCCGGAUGGGCGGACGGGGGAAACGGAGGUCGAGAGAAAGAAGGUUUACACACCUAUGUAUCUUGCGAUGAGGGAGGAGAUGGGGUAUGUGGACGUUUUGGGGGAGGAGUUCGGUCCCACCAGUAUCACCUUGCAAGGCCGGUCUCGGGUCGACUACAUUUGGGUCACGGGCGAGGGACAAAGAGUUUCCGGAAAAAAAAGUUGGGAGACGGGUGACGGGUUGGCGAUAGGCAAAGAGAGAAGGGAGGGGGUAUUUCUUGAAGAUGUAGAUGUCUCCCCUGUCAUGGAUGUCCGUUUGGCGGGGGAGGAAGGUGGGCAAAUGUUUUUAGUAAGUAAAGGGGAGGAGAGGGAAAAGGCGGUGUACGGUCUGCCACUGCCAGCCGUAGAGGACCAGGAAUGCAUCCCCUCCGAUCAUGUCCCCGUCUCAGCUAAGCUACGAUUUCGGAUUGAGAGGUCCAAGCAUGGUGGAAGUGGAAAGAGUAAUGACAAGCUGGAAGUAUUAAGGGAAAAUUGA